AUGGCCAAUAAUUCAAUUAAACUAUUAGCGCCUGAUGUUCAUAGAGGUUUAGCUGAAUUAGUCUCUAAAAGAUUGGGAGUUCCAUUAACUGAUUGUAAAUUACAACGAGAUCCAACCGGUGAAGUGUCUUUCUCAAUUGGUGAGUCUGUUAGAGAUCAAGAUAUUUUCAUUAUUACACAAAUUGGUUCAGGGGAAGUUAAUGACCGUGUUUUGGAACUUCUGAUCAUGAUUAAUGCUUCUAAAACUGCCUCAGCAAGAAGAAUUACAGCAAUUAUUCCAAAUUUCCCAUACGCUAGACAAGAUAGAAAAGAUAAGUCUCGUGCUCCAAUUACUGCUAAAUUGAUGGCUGAUAUGUUAACCACUGCAGGUUGUGAUCAUAUUAUUACUAUGGACUUACAUGCUUCUCAAAUUCAAGGUUUUUUUGAUGUUCCUGUUGAUAACUUAUAUGCUGAACCAAGUGUUGUUAGAUAUAUUAAGGAAAAUGUUAACUAUGAAGAAGCUAUCAUUAUCUCUCCAGAUGCUGGUGGUGCUAAGCGUGCAGCCGGGCUUGCAGAUCGUUUAGAUUUAAAUUUUGCUUUGAUUCACAAGGAAAGAGCUAGAGCUAAUGAAGUUUCCCGUAUGGUUCUUGUUGGUGAUGUUACUGACAAGAUAUGUAUCAUUGUAGACGAUAUGGCUGACACAUGUGGUACAUUAGCUAAGGCUGCUGAAAUCUUAUUGCAAAACCGUGCUAAAUCUGUUAUUGCAAUUGUUACUCAUGGUAUUCUUUCUGGUAAUGCUAUUAAAAACAUUAAUAAUUCCAAGCUGGAUAAAGUGGUAUGUACUAAUACCGUUCCAUUUGAAGAAAAGAUGAAGGAAUGUCCAAAGUUAGAUGUUAUUGAUAUUAGUAGUGUUCUUUCUGAAAGUGUUCGUCGUCUACAUAAUGGUGAAAGUAUUUCUUUCCUUUUUAAACAUUCUCCAUUGUAG
Arxiozyma heterogenica is the source of this 963-nucleotide messenger RNA. Its product is annotated as ribose-phosphate diphosphokinase. The coding region runs from base 1 to 963 and encodes 320 amino acids. The transcript has a single exon. Gene Ontology annotation, cellular component: cytoplasm; ribose phosphate diphosphokinase complex. The record is from RefSeq and is a predicted model, not a curated record. Gene Ontology annotation, molecular function: magnesium ion binding; ribose phosphate diphosphokinase activity. Gene Ontology annotation, biological process: 5-phosphoribose 1-diphosphate biosynthetic process; regulation of cell size; purine nucleotide biosynthetic process. NCBI's taxonomy places the organism in Eukaryota, Fungi, Ascomycota, Saccharomycetes, Saccharomycetales, Saccharomycetaceae.